Messenger RNA from Brettanomyces bruxellensis, 1836 nucleotides. RefSeq lists its product as uncharacterized. Gene Ontology annotation, cellular component: post-mRNA release spliceosomal complex; precatalytic spliceosome; U2-type catalytic step 2 spliceosome. NCBI's taxonomy places the organism in Eukaryota, Fungi, Ascomycota, Pichiomycetes, Pichiales, Pichiaceae. The transcript has a single exon. Gene Ontology annotation, biological process: mRNA splicing, via spliceosome; spliceosomal complex assembly. Bases 1 to 1836 code for a protein of 611 amino acids. The record is from RefSeq and is a predicted model, not a curated record. Gene Ontology annotation, molecular function: protein binding.
AUGUCUGGAGUGGAUAAAAAUGCAGUUUCGGUAAAACCAACAAGCUCUCUUGAGCAUCCUGCUAAGAAACAGAUCACGGCUGAAAAGCUUGUGUCAGAAGCUUAUAAUGAUCGGUUAACACCUCUAAAAACUCCUGAAUACAAAAUUACAGACGCUGAAGAACUUUAUGCCUAUCAGAGAAGAAAGAGACAGGAGUAUGAAGCUGCAAUUAGACGUAAUAGGUUUAAUUUUGGCCAAUGGAUAAGGUACGCACAGUUUGAGAUUUCGCAGCAUGACUUUCCAAGGGCAAGAUCCAUACUUGAGAGAGCCCUUGAUGUUGACAGUACCAACGUGUCGUUAUGGGUCAGAUAUGUGCAAAUUGAAAUUAAAGGCGGAAAUGUUAACCACGCAAGAAAUUUAUUAGAAAGAGCAACCAAAAUUUUACCACGAGUGGAUAAAUUGUGGUAUGAAUAUGUGACAGUGGAAGAAUCGCUUGGAAAUGUUAUUGCAGUGCGGAAUAUAUUCAAACAGUGGCUACCGUGGAAGCCAGGCAAGGAUGUAUGGAGACAUUAUAUCCAGUUUGAACAGAGGUAUAAGGAGUAUGAUAAUUGCAGAGCCAUAUUUGAACAGUAUGUUCUCGUAUACCCAGUUUCCUCAGUUUGGCUUUCGUGGGCUGAUUUUGAAAAACUCAGGGGUGAUGUCAUAAAUAUUAGAAACGUUUAUAAGCUUGGUUUGCAAUCACUCUCAAAAAGCCAUGCUCUUGAUGCCAAAUUUUUGGAAUCCUGGGCCAGAUGGGAAGCAACGCAAGGCAAGAUUGAGUCCUCCAGAAAGCUUUAUGAGUUUGGACUAAAGGCAUUAGACACCAGUGGAAAAACUAAAUUGCAGAAGUUAUAUACUGCAUUUGAAAAGAGACAUGGGUCUAAGGUAUCCAUCGAAAAAGCAACAUUUGAAACCAGAAAGGCCGAUUACGAGUCGGAAUUAUCAAAAACUCCUACAGACUUUGAUAAGUGGUGGUUAUAUUUUGAUUUGAUUAGUGAUCCUACGCUUCACUUGUCUGAGGAUAUAAUCAGAGACUCUUUUAAUAAAGCAUUAGCACGACCACCUCGCACACAUGAGAAGCAUGAUUGGCUCCCUUACAUAUAUCUUUGGCUUCGAUAUGCAACUUGGGAAGAAGUUCAUAAUGGGAAUAUUAAUGGGUCAAGAGGUGUUUAUAAGUCUGCUUUAUCUGCGAUUCCCCACAAAAGGUUUACUUUCGCAAAACUUUGGAUAAAGUAUGCUGAAUUUGAAAUCAGAAAUGGAACACUUAAGGAUGCCCGAUUGAUUUUGGGACAAUCCAUGGGGAAGUGUCCAAAUAAGAAGAUAAUGAGCUUUUAUAUUUCUCUCGAGAUUCGAUUGAGGGAGUACGAUCGGGCAAGAAAGAUUCUUGACAAAUUGAUAUCAAGCUUUUCAGAGGAUUAUGAUGUUUGGCUUGUCUAUGUAGAAUUUGAGGAGAAUCUUGGGGAAACUCAGAGGGCUACAGCUAUCGCAGAGCUUGCUCUUUCAAAUGAACAGUAUUUAAAUGCCGAGGAUAAGGAACAAUUUCUGUCAGGAAUCAGCGAGACCAUCAAGAAGAGUUUGAAAGUGCAUAAAGAAAAGGAAGAAUCUUCCAAAUUGGAAGAGGAGCACGAUGACCAUUUAAAAAGCGAAAACGUCUCAGUGCAAGAUGAUAUUAUUGAAAAUACUACAGGUACAGUGACACCAGGUGGUGAUAACCUACUUGAAGAGCCACAUAGCAACGAUGUCAAUACCGAUUCAAGUGACAUAAAAACCAAGUUGCGGGAACUACGUACUAGGUUCAAAAACAGAUUUGAGGCGUAA